AUGACACUGUGGAAUGGCUCCUACCCCUUCUAUCCUGGUGCCAAUGCCUGCUUCCCCUUUGACACCACCCGGACUGUCAUCAUCACUGUCUUCCUCUCCAUACUGGUCACCUUCAUCAUCAUCCUGCCAGGGAUCCGGGGCAAGGGGCGACUCUUCUGGUUCCUGCGGUUUGUGAUGGGACUCUUCGUGGGAGCAGUGGUCCUCACCAUACAGUUCACCAGGGACUGGGAGACUGGCUGGGUGCAGGCAAACACCUCCUACAAGUCCUUCAGCCAUGCCUUGGUGAACGCAAACAUUGGGCUCCACAUUGGCCUGUCAGGGCUGAACGUCACGCUGGUGGGAAACCCAGAGAACCAAAUCAACGAGACCAUCAACUACAACGAGCAUUUUCCCUGGAGCUUUGAUGCAAACUAUGACCACAGCUACACCGAGGGGCUGGAGAAGGGGCUGCCCAGCCCCAUCCUCUAUGUGGUGGAGAAGUUCACCACACAGAGCCCCUGUGCUGUGCACAGGCAGUACCGCAUCUCCGGCCACUACGCGUCCCUCACUCUCUGGCUGGCCUUUUGCACAUGGCUCAUCUCCAUCCUGCUCUUCUCCAUGUCUGCCCUGCUCUACGGUGGCCACAUGCUGCUGCUCACUGCCACACUGAUCCUCUUCUCCCUGCUCUUCUUCUUCACUGCGAGGAACACCCCAAAGUGCCCCAUCCAGUUUGGCUCAGUUUCCUUGAAAACAGACUAUGGUGAAUCCUUUUGGCUGACAUUAGCCACAGGGCUGCUGUGCCUGCUGCUGGGGCUGGGAAUCAUCAUCCUGAACUCCACACGGCCAGAGAAACUCAAGCUCAUUUUUAACCUGGACAAGAGAAAGGAAAAAGAGGAGGUGUGGAGCAAGUCCUACCUGCCAGCUGAGCCCAGCUACCCUGCACAGGACUUGCUGAUGAGCUCCCUGGGAGAGCUCUGUGAGGUGACAGCCACCCAGCUGUGA
Molecule: messenger RNA, 981 nt
Organism: Acanthisitta chloris (rifleman)
Lineage: Eukaryota; Metazoa; Chordata; Aves; Passeriformes; Acanthisittidae
Product: dual oxidase maturation factor 1-like
Exons: 6
Coding region: 1-981 (326 amino acids)
Biological process (GO): protein transport
Cellular component (GO): endoplasmic reticulum membrane
Source: RefSeq, a predicted model, not a curated record